UGUUCGGAUAUUCGGUUAUCGGCGUGGAGGAAGGAAAGACACUCCCGCCACGGAAAUUUCUGUGGCUCUGUGCUUUGAGACUGAAUCUCAUCUACAGUGACAACAUCGAUCUUCUUCCACAGUUUCCACUUUCCACCACCAAAUCUACGUUAGGGUUCGUCUUCAUUUCAAAUUCAACAACUUCGCCAACCACGCCAUGGCAACUCUUCAAUCACUGCGACCUUCUUUCCGUCCAUCAAUCCCAUCCCCAAAUUCUCACACUUUCCCAGCCACUCCCUUUAAUUAUUCCCCCAAAUCGAUUGGCUCAAAGGGUGGCAGUGUUACCGUAAGACACUCUAUCGUUUCUCCCAGGGUUUCGGUUUCCAAUUCGGAGUAUAGUACCCAAAUUGCGGAAAAUCUCGGUGACGUUACUAUUUUCACUGCCACUGGCGAGCCAGUAAGGUUCAGUGAUCUCUGGGAUCAGAGCCAGGGUAUAGCUGUGGUGGCACUGUUGAGGCACUUUGGAUGCCCAUGCUGCUGGGAAUUGGCUUCAGCCUUGAAAGAAUCCAAAGCAAGGUUUGAUUCAGCUGGUGUCAAACUAAUUGCAGUGGGUAUUGGUACUCCCAAUAAAGCCCGUAUGCUUGCUGAACGAUUACCAUUUCCAUUGGAUUGCCUUUAUGCUGAUCCUGAUCGCAAGGCAUAUCAUGUUUUGAACCUAUACUAUGGUUUUGGCCGAACUUUCUUCAAUCCAUCCAGUAUCAAGGUGUUUUCGAGAUUUGAUGCUCUGCAGAAAGCUGUCAAGAACUAUACAAUUGAAGCCACUCCAGAUGAUAGAAGUGGUGUGUUGCAGCAGGGAGGGAUGUUUGUGUUCAGAGGAAAACAGCUACUCUAUGCGAGGAAAGAUGAAGGGACAGGUGAUCAUGCCCCCUUAGAUGAUGUUUUUGAUGUCUGCUGCAAAGCUCCAGUGGCCUAAUGUUGUACUUUAUAAAAUUUUCAAUUUGCAUAAGAUUAGGAAAUUUCAGUUUAGGAAGAUUUGUUUUAGUAUACCAGAUUUCUCUGAAUGAUAUCGGUGACAAAAUAUUGCAAGUUGUGGAUGAUAUGAUUAAAUAUCAUAAACAAAUAUUAUAAAGUUCAAUCUAUAAAUAUGUUUGUCUAAAAUAGUUUACUUUGAA
This is a messenger RNA of Glycine soja, 1151 nucleotides long. RefSeq names its product thioredoxin-like protein AAED1, chloroplastic. Bases 197 to 952 code for a protein of 251 amino acids. The record is from RefSeq and is a predicted model, not a curated record. Gene Ontology annotation, molecular function: antioxidant activity. NCBI's taxonomy places the organism in Eukaryota, Viridiplantae, Streptophyta, Magnoliopsida, Fabales, Fabaceae. The transcript is spliced from 7 exons.